Messenger RNA from Solea senegalensis (Senegalese sole), 6718 nucleotides. Its product is annotated as signal-induced proliferation-associated 1-like protein 2. Gene Ontology annotation, cellular component: cytoplasm. The transcript has 22 exons. Gene Ontology annotation, molecular function: GTPase activator activity; protein binding. Gene Ontology annotation, biological process: regulation of small GTPase mediated signal transduction; activation of GTPase activity. The record is from RefSeq and is a predicted model, not a curated record. Bases 432 to 5762 code for a protein of 1776 amino acids. NCBI's taxonomy places the organism in Eukaryota, Metazoa, Chordata, Actinopteri, Pleuronectiformes, Soleidae.
UUGGAUGGAUUUCGCUGUGGUCUGAGCCACUUCAGUCUGGAGGCUGAGACCGAGAGAGUGAGAUGAGAGAGAGCGACCACUGCAGAUACGCCUGGUUUUAUAUGUUCCACUCUUAUAAGGAUAACUCACUCACGAACAAGCUCGCAGCUCGCAGGACUCCCGGUCACACUGUGAGAUCCAACUCCUCCGUCCUGCAUUGGUGACACGCAGUGAGAAGGCUUCUCUUGGCUGUGCCUGAGCACUCCUCAGACACGUCCCUGUCAUCCAAAUGCUGUGUGUCGAACGUGGUGCCAGUUGCCCUCUCUGAGUUAUGAUGACGGCUGCUUCUUUGACUUAGGAAAGAGGAUCCCCAUGCACUCACCAGUGAGCAAAUCACAUGAUGUAAUGAAGGGUCCAAGGAGUCUACUCUUCAAGGAGUCUGCCAACAGGAUAUGAGUAUUUUGAGCCCUGUGACAGAUAACAAAUCAAACCUUGUGGGAACUGUGGGAGGCCCAGAAGAAUACCCCAGAGCCAUGCAGUCUGAGGAGCUAUUCAGCAGGAAACUCAAAGCCCUGAAUGGGAGCAUGGGACCACCAACCUCCAAUAUGCAGGGAAAACCUGAUGUUUCAGGCAAAACAAAUGGGACUCCUGCCAUGCCUAAGAUGGGCGUCAGGGCCAGGGUGACAGACUGGCCACCAAGGAAAGAUGGGUGGGAUGGACGGCCUUCACCAAACUAUCAGAGUGUGAUACCAGUGUUUCAGAAUGGCCAGCAGGAGCAUACUGUGGAAUUAUUAGAGCAGGGUGAAGCAGUUUGUCUGGAAGUGGACUAUUCAGACAAAUACACGCUCAGCGACCUCCUCUGCCACUCCCCACAGAAGGGUCUUCACCCCAUCCGUCAACGCAGCAACAGUGAUGUCACCAUAAGUGACAUUGACUCUGAGGACAUAAUGGACCAGAAUGCUGUCAACCCGAACACUGGAGCCUCGCUGCACCGUGAGUAUGGCAGCACAUCCUCUAUAGACCGCCAGGGCCUAAGUGGGGAUGGCUUCUUCACCAUGCUUAAGGGCUAUCGAGUGGACACCCUGGACCACCGUAGUAUACCGCCUAUGGGUUUCCCUGAGUUAUUGCGCUGUGAUGCUGCACUCUCCCCUAGCCUGCAGACAGCAGCCCAGAUAGCUAGAGGCGAGAUAGUCCACAUUCCAGGCUAUGACUACAUAGACAGUUCUCUGCUAUACAGCCAGGAACGGGAGAAGUCUUUCAUGAGGCGUCUCAAAUCGGAAUCAUCUGAAACAUCUCUGUUCAGGAAACUGCGGACCAUAAAGAGUGAGAGUGAUGCCUUGCGGCUCUCAUUAGAGGAUGACCGGCGACCACUCAGCUUUCAAAAAUGCUUUUCCCACUAUGAUGUCCAGAGUGUUCUAUUUAACAUCAGUGAAGCGGUGGCAAGCCGAGCUAAUCUGAGCCAGAGAAAAAACACAACUACUGGGGCUUCAGCUGCCUCAGCUGUUGGCAUUGGAGCUGGUGUAGGGGCUGUAGCUGGAGCUGGAGCUGGAGCUGGACCUGGAGCUGGAGCUGGAGCUGGACCUGGACCUGGAGCUGGACCCGGGCUUGGACCUGUACCUGUACCUGUACCUGUAUCUGUACCAGGAACGGAUGGUGGAGCAGUAGGAUGUAGCAGUGGAAAUGCCCCUAUGUUUGAGUCCCCUCUUGGCAGCAGGGAGGACUUGAACCCCAAAGAGAACCUUGACGCUGAUGACGGGGAUGGGAAGAGUAACAACUUAGUGCUGAGCUGCCCACACUUUCGCAAUGAGAUUGGUGGUGAAGGCGAGAGAAAGAUCUCCCUUUCCAGAGUAAACAGUGCCAACUACAGUGGUAUGUCAGAGAGUUGCUCGUUUGAAUCCUCUUUAAGUUCCCACUGCACCAACGCAGGAGUGUCUGUACUGGAGGUGCCUCGAGAAAAUCAACCCAUUCACAGGGAGAAGGUCAAACGCUACAUCAUUGAACACAUUGACCUAGGAGCAUACUACUACCACAAGUUUUUUUAUGGGAAAGAGCAUCAAAACUAUUUCGGGGUAGAUGAGAAUUUGGGACCUGUGGCAGUGAGCGUCCGGAGGGAGAGGUUGGACGAAGGAAAGGAGAAAGACGGAAUGCAGUUCAACUAUCGGGUCACCUUCAGAACUAGUCAGCUCACCACACUUCGAGGAGCCAUCCUGGAGGAUGCCAUUCCAUCCACAGCAAGACAUGGGACAGCGCGUGGCCUGCCGCUGAAAGAAGUGCUGGAGUAUGUCAUCCCUGAGCUUAAUAUCCAAUGUCUGAGGCUCGCCCUCAACUCCCCCAAGGUCCCGGAGCAGCUCCUGAAGCUGGAUGAGCAGGGGCUAAGCUUCCAGCACAAGGUAGGAGUGCUUUACUGUAAGGCGGGACAGAGCACAGAAGAGGAGAUGUACAACAACGAGAGCCCUGGACCGGCACUCGAAGAGUUCUUGGAUCUGCUCGGCCAGAGGGUGCGGCUCAAAGGCUUCACCAAGUACAGAGCUCAGCUGGAUAACAAGACCGACUCCACGGGCACUCACUCUCUCUACACCACCUAUAAGGACUAUGAGCUGAUGUUCCAUGUGUCCACUCUGCUCCCCUACACACCCAACAACAGACAACAGUUAUUAAGGAAGAGGCACAUUGGCAAUGAUAUUGUCACCAUAGUCUUUCAGGAACCUGGGGCCCUUCCUUUCACUCCAAAAAACAUCCGCUCUCAUUUCCAACAUGUGUUUGUCAUCGUCAAAGUCCACAACCCCUGCACUGAUAAUGUCUGCUACAGUGUUGCUGUGUCCAGAUCUAAAGACGUGCCUCCAUUCGGGCCCCCUAUUCCCAAAUCUGUAACUUUCCCAAAGUCAGCCGUUUUCAGGGACUUCCUGCUUGCCAAGGUCAUCAAUGGAGAGAACGCUGCACACAAGUCAGAGAAGUUCCGAGCCAUGGCAACUCGCACACGCCAGGAAUACCUAAAGGACCUUGCAGAGAACUUUGUCAGCGCUACAGCGAUAGACUCUGCUGUCAAAUUCAGCUUCAUCAACCUCGGAGCCAAGAAGAAGGAAAAGGUGAAACCAAGGAAGGAUGCACACCUGUUCAGUGUGGGAGCCAUCACCUGGAGUGUGUGUGCACGGGACUUUGGUCAGUCAAUGGAUGUGGACUGCUUGCUUGGCAUAUCCAAUGAGUUCAUUGUCCUCAUUGAGGAGGAAUCAAGAAAUGUGGUGUUCAACUGUUCGUGUCGCGAUGUCAUUGGAUGGACCUCAGGGAUUAUGAGCAUUAAGAUCUUCUAUGAGCGCGGGGAGUGUAUCAUGCUGUCUGCCCAUGAUAACUGUGGAGAAGACAUCAGGGAGAUGGUGCAAAGACUUGAGAUCACCACUAGAGGCUGUGAGACAUCGGAGAUGGUUUUGCGCCGGAACGGCCUUGGUCAGCUUGGUUUCCAUGUCAACUUUGAGGGAAUCGUAGCCGACGUGGAGCCCUUUGGCUUCGCGUGGAAGGCAGGACUGAGGCAGGGCAGCCGACUGGUGGAGAUCUGCAAAGUGGCUGUCGCUACCCUCACGCAUGAACAAAUGAUCGACCUACUGCGCACCUCCGUCUCUGUCAAAGUGGUCAUAAUUCAGCCUCAUGAAGACGGCACCCCACGAAGGGGCUGCUCCGAGCUCUACCGCAUACCAAUGGUGGAGUACAAGGUCGACAGUGAGGGCACACCCUGCGAGUACAAGACACCUUUCAGGAGAAACACCACCUGGCAUCGCAUGCCCACAACUGCCGGUCCUCCUCUGUCCCGAGGCUCGCCCACACAGGGUCCUGAUCGACUACAGUGCCAGCAGAUCCUUCAGCAGCACCAGGCAGCAAUCCCACGAAGCACCUCCUUUGAUAGGAAGUUGCCAGAUGGGUCAAGGACAAUGCAGGAUAUCGAGAACCCCCAGAUCACCUCAUGUAACAAGGGAGACCAUCACUACCGCAGCUCCCCCAGUAACCAGUCCUCCUCCAGUGAUCCAGGUCCGUGCGGCAGCAGCAGCACCUGGUCCCAGCAGCCUGGAUACGAUGGAUGUCCCUCCCCUAUUCUUCAUGAGCAUGCAGGGGACAUGCAGAGCGGCGAUGGGGAGAUCCACAGGGAAAGAGAGCCCACACUUGAGAGGACCAGAUCUGCAGAGGCCAAAUGGCACAUUCCCUCCACCAAGAUCCUCAACCCUCUGAAGCAAAGAGAAGGAGGAAAAGACUCACCCAACAAGCUGUCCAGGACGGGUGAUAAAAACUCAAGCCACUCAAGUAGCAACACCCUAUCAAGCAACGCCUCCAGUAACAGCGAUGACAAGCACUUUGGCUCUGGAGACUUGAUGGACCCGGAGAUGCUGGGCCUCACUUACAUCAAAGGGGCGUCUACCGACAGCGGCAUCGACACUAAUCCCUGCAUGGCCCCUGGGGCUCGGGUGCUGCUGCAGAGCAGGAUGGGAGAGCAGGGACACCCAUGGGUGUCGGAGCAACAUGAAGACAGGACAUCAGAAGAGGACCAUGGGAAACUGUAUUUACCGCAGGGCUAUGCUUCUGCCAUUAUGUCUAGUCAUGGGACGGAGGGCAGCAUUGGAGACCUCAGUGAGAUCUCUUCCCAUUCAAGUGGCUCACACCAUUCUGGCAGUCCACUCGCCCGUGGGGCCAGAUACUGUGUGUCAGCUGACUCCUCCAAGGUGUACACCAUUCCUCAGACCAGCAAUUCAGGGCCAGAGCCAGAGCAGGGGCCUGUUUCAGAGGCCUGUGGACAGACACUGCCAGAGCCUGAACUGCCAGUGGGUAUGAAGAGGACUGAUGAUGAUGAUGAUGAUGAUGAUGAAGCCCAAGUCACUGAGGGACCUCCCAACAUUUCAGAGUGUGGAGGAGCGGAGAGCUUGUUAGCCUUCCUUCUCAAAAUGCUACACGAGCGUUCAAGACAGCUGUAUGCACAGGAGGCGGCCUGCCGGCUCCAGGCAGCUGAGCAGGAUGGAGAGUCACUGCAGAGACUCUCAAAAGAAGAAUACCUUAAAAUGAUGCUGCCUGACAGCCCUCCGGGAGAGGACAGGUCUCGGAAGGUGUCAGCAGUUGGCAAUUUGUCACCCAGACGCUCCUUGUACCGGACGCUGUCAGAUGAGAGUGUGUGUAGUAGUAACCGCAAGGGUUCGUCCUACACCAGCUCGCACAGCUCCAUGCUGGACCAAGCCAUGCCUAAUGACAUCCUGUUCAGCACCACCCCACCUUACCACAGCACACUGCCGCCACGCAUGAUCCACAACCAGGGCGCAUCCAACCUAAGAAAUGAGUUUUGGUUCUCUGACGGCUCCUUGGCGGACAGGUCCAAGUUCAGCGACCCAGGCCUCAUGCCUCUCCCAGACACUGCCUCAGGCCUGGACUGGUCCCACCUGGUUGAUGCAGCACGAGCCUUUGAAGAUCAGCGCGUGGCGUCUUUCUGCACCAUGACGGACAUGCAGCGCGCCGAGGCUUUGCAGAUCUCCAGAGAGCUGACCAGACGAGUGGUGGAAGCGGAGGGAGCAGCACUGGAAGCAGACAGCAGAUCCCCAUCCACGCUAACGGGCAAAGUCAACCAGUUGGAGGUGAUUCUCCGGCAGCUGCAGAAUGACCUGCUGAAGGAGAAAGAGGACAAGGCGAUGUUGCAGGAGGAAGUGCAACACCUGAGACAGGACAAUAUGCGACUGCAGGAGGAGAGCCAGACGGCGGCGGCUCAGCUCAGGAAGUUCACAGAAUGGUUUUUUCACAGCAUUGAUAAGAAGCCUUGAAAGAGAGAGAGAGAGAGAAAGAGAAAGAAAGAUGGUCUUCACUCCAGCUGGGCUCCCACUCAACUCCGACUUAAGACUCCCAGAUGAUCCACAUGCAACCUAAAAAUCUAAAAAAUAUAUUACUAGUCCCCAGAGCAAUUAAGACUUUCAUAAAUAAGCUUAGGAGACAGUCAUGCAGCCAUGUAUGGAGCGAUUCUAAACUCUGAUCUGGACCUUAGCUUUGUGAUCCUCCUCCGUUGGCAGUACAGUGCUGAUUCUCCACGCGGGAAAACAAGACUCGAGGGAAACAUCGUCACAUCCAGUGCUGGAAAGAUUCUGAGAAACGCCCCCCGUACGCUUGCGUCCCUUGGAUCUUCUUACAGUAGUGGAAUGUAAUGCUCAUUUACUGUAGUCAACAUAUAAUCUACCUACGUGUGUCACGUCAGUCUACUGUACUGUAUGCUCAGCUGUACUGUCUCUUACUGCGCACAAUGUCACACAGCUGUUUCUGUGCCGCCUUUCAUGGACAAAGGAAAGUAGGGAGUGGGGUGCGGAGGGGAAGGGAGGGGAGGGGAGGAAUGUAUUGGACGUAAUGAAGUGGUACUUACUGUCUGCUUGCACCAAGAGGAAUCCACAUGUGUCGGUCGUGAAGCGUACUGUGUGUGUGGGGGACUAUGAAUGUAGCUCAACUCGAGACCCUUUUCUUUUCUCUUCUCUGGAUUCCCAAAGUCACAACAGUUUCGAGGUUUGAUGUUUUUUGGGCCUUUUUUUUUUUUGCUUUUCAACUUAUUCCACGUUUUCGUUUCCUCCGUGUCGUAUCGUAGGGUCACAUGGCAGUCAUUCUGGUGUUUCCGAGGUGCUUUUUCCCCUACAAAACACGUUCUGUCAGUACUUUCACUGUCACGAUGUCCUAGCAAUAACAAAGUGGUAGUUAUAAAACUGUGUUAAAGAAAAAACAAAAAAAAAUAAGUAAGUUA